Myripristis murdjan (pinecone soldierfish) is the source of this 1509-nucleotide messenger RNA. Its product is annotated as cathepsin L1-like. The record is from RefSeq and is a predicted model, not a curated record. NCBI's taxonomy places the organism in Eukaryota, Metazoa, Chordata, Actinopteri, Holocentriformes, Holocentridae. Bases 1 to 993 code for a protein of 330 amino acids. The transcript is spliced from 8 exons. Gene Ontology annotation, biological process: proteolysis. Gene Ontology annotation, molecular function: cysteine-type peptidase activity.
AUGCGUCCGACUAAUCAAGGCCUGACGGUGGGAAGCCUGCUGCUCGUCUCGCUGUGUGCCGGGGCAGCGGCCAUGUUUGAAUCCAAGCUGGACCUCCACUGGGACAUGUGGAAGAAGACACACGGUGGAGGAGCUGGGCCGCAGGGAAUUGUGGGAAAGGAACUUGAUGCUCAUCACCAUCCACAACCUGGAGGCCUCCAUGGGUCUGCACAGCUACGACCUCAGCAUGAACCACAUGGAGACUUGAGCCCAGAGGAGAUUCUCCAGUCCUUUGCCACGCUCCGUGUUCCCUCUGACCUCCAGAGGGCGCCGUCUGCUUUCGUGGGAGCAACCGGAGCCUCAGUGCCAGACAGCAUCGACUGGAGGCAGAAAGGCUGCGUCACUUCAGUCAAAAUGCAGGGUUCUUGUGGCUCCUGCUGGGCCUUCAGUGCCGCAGGGGCCCUGGAGGGCCAGUUGGCCAAGACCACAGGGAAGCUGGUGGACCUCAGCCCGCAGAACCUGGUGGACUGCUCCGGCAAGUACGGCAACUUGGGCUGCAACGGAGGCUACAUGUCCCGGGCCUUCCAGUACGUCAUCGACAACCACGGCAUCGACUCGGACGCAUCGUACCCGUACAUCGGAGUGCAACAGCAGUGCCGCUACAACCCCGCGUACCGCGCCGCCAACUGCUCCAGCUACAACUUCGUGGCCGAGGGCAGCGAGGAGGCGCUGAAGGAGGCGGUGGCCACCAUCGGACCCAUCUCCGUGGCGAUUGACGCCACGCGGCCCAGAUUUGCUUUCUUCCACAGCGGGGUGUACGACGACCCGUCCUGCACGCAGCGGGUGAACCACGGCGUGCUGGCCGUGGGCUACGGCUCGCUGAACGGACAGGACUUCUGGCUGGUGAAGAACAGCUGGGGAAAAGGCUUUGGAGACCAGGGCUUCAUCCGGAUGGUGCGCAACAAGAACAACCAGUGUGGCAUCGCUCGCUACGCCACCUACCCCAUCAUGUAGUUCCGCACCGGCCAGGGGAACUGAACUCAGUCGAAGGCGGAUUAUAAACGCCGUCUGUGUUUUUUAAGGGUUUUACUGUCAUCUUACGUUGAUUUUUAUAUUUUUUCCAAAUGUUUUAAUUGUCUUUAUCGCACAUUUUAAGCUGCAAAUAUCAGGGCUGGCUGGUUUUAAAAUACUAAGGUUUUCUACCAAAGUAAAUUUUAUGCAAUUUCAUUUUUUUUUUUUUAUUAUUUUAGACGGACAAAUCUAGCUCUGCAUCUCUAUUCAUUGUGAUGUGGAGAUGUCUUAAUGCGUAGAGACACGUGUGUGUUUGCUUACCUGUGUGUGUCUGUAUGGGUAUGGGUGUGUGUGUGUGUGUGUGUGUGUGUGUGUGUGUGUGUUUCUGGGAAAGUGUGUAAUAGAGAAGUGGCAGCAGAGGCAGUGUUUCUGUUUUCUGCGCCUCACUGACUUGGGAUCAAUAGAUCAGUUUAUUGACUGAGCCAAUUGGCGUUUCAAUAAAUAUCAAAUCUGGGAAAA